This is a messenger RNA of Urocitellus parryii (Arctic ground squirrel), 2613 nucleotides long. RefSeq names its product armadillo repeat containing 3 (gene Armc3). Gene Ontology annotation, molecular function: protein binding. Lineage: Eukaryota; Metazoa; Chordata; Mammalia; Rodentia; Sciuridae. The record is from RefSeq and is a predicted model, not a curated record.
AUGGGUAAAAAGAUAAAAAAGGAAAUAGAACCUCCUCCUAAGGAUGUGUUUGAUCCAUUAACAAUCGAAAGCAAAAAAGCAGCAACCGUGGUGUUAAUGCUUAAUUCUCCUGAAGAAGAAAUUUUGGCUAAAGCAUGUGAAGCCAUUUAUAAAUUUGCUUUAAAAGGAGAGGAAAAUAAAGCAACCCUCCUUGAACUUGGAGCUGUGGAACCUUUAACCAAGCUUCUCACUCAUGAAGACAAAAUUGUAAGAAGAAAUGCUACUAUGAUAUUUGGAAUCCUGGCUUCUAACAGUGAUGUUAAAAAAUUAUUAAGGGAGUUAGAUGUCAUGAGUUCUGUUAUUGCCCAGCUCUCACCAGAAGAAGAAGUAGUUAUCCAUGAGUUUGCUAGUCUUUGUCUGGCAAACAUGUCUGUCGAGUAUACAGGUAAAGUACAAAUAUUUGAACAUGGUGGGUUGGAGCCACUCAUCAGACUAUUGAGCAGCCCAGACCCUGAUGUGAAGAAGAAUUCUAUUGAAUGCAUUUACAAUUUAGUUCAGGAUUUUCAGUGUCGAACUACACUUCAAGAACUAAAUGCAAUCCCUCCUAUGUUGGAGCUCUUGAAGUCAGAGUAUCCAAUUAUUCAGUUGUUGGCUCUCAAAACCUUAAAUAUCAUUACAAAUGAUAAGGAAUCCCGUACAAUGCUAAGAGAAAAUCAAGGAUUGGACCAACUUAUUAAGAUCAUAGAUACUAAGGAAUUGAAUGAUCUUCACAUAGAAGCACUUGCAGUGAUAGCCAAUUGCCUCGAAGAUAUGGAAAUUAUGACGCUAAUUCAGCAAACAGGGGGUCUUAAAAAACUUCUAGCAUUUGCAGAAAACUCCACAAUUCCUGAUAUUCAGAAGAAUGCAGCCAAAGCAAUUACUAAAGCAGCUUAUGAUGCUGAAAAUAGGAAACUUUUUCAUGAACUUGAGGUUGAAAAGUGCCUGGUAACCCUUUUGGGUUCUGAAAGUGAUGGAACUAAAAUUGCUGCUUCCCAAGCUAUUUCAGCAAUGUCUGAGAAUUCAAGCAGCAAAGAUUUUUUCAAUACUCAGGGGAUCCCACAGUUAGUUCAGCUGCUCAGAAGUGACAAUGAAGAGGUGAGGGAGGCCUCGGCCCUGGCCCUGGCAAACCUGACCACUUGCAAUCCUGUCAAUGCCAAUGCUGCUGCUGAAGCCGACGGUAUCGAUCCACUGAUAAACAUCCUGUCUAGCAAACGAGAAGGAGCCAUUGCCAACGCCGCCACCGUGUUAACCAACAUGGCCAUGCAGGAGCCCCUGCGCGCCAGCAUCCAGGGCCGCGACAUCAUGCACGCCCUCCUGGGCCCGCUGCGCUCUGACAACCCGGUGGUGCAGAGCAAAGCCGCGCUCACCGUGGCUGCCACCGCGUGCGACGUGGAGGCUCGGACAGGGUUAAGAAAUUGUGGUGGACUGGAACCCCUGGUGGAGCUCCUGUAUUCCAAGAAUGACGAGGUGAGAAGGCAUGCCAGUUGGGCCGUGAUGGUCUGUGCCAGCGAGGAGCCAAUGGCGGUGGAGUUAUGCCGGCUCGGGGCUAUAGAUAUCCUUGAAGAAAUUAAUCUAUCAGUGAGACGAAAAAAUAAAUUCAGUGAAGCAGCUUAUAAUAAAUUGCUCAACAAUAAUCUCUCUCUGAAAUAUAGCCAGACUGGCUGUUUGUUGUCAAAUAACAUAAUUAGUGAUGGAUUCUAUGAUUAUGGUCGGAUAAAUCCUGGCACCAAACUUUUGCCAUUGAAGGAGCUCUGCUUUCAAGAACCAAGUGAUCAACGAGCUGUACUCUUGAUCAACAGUAAAGUUUCUGAUAAUUCUCCACCUCCAUCUAUGGACGAUAAAUCAUCAGAUGUUGGCUAUGGAAGAAGUAUUUCUUCUUCAUCUUCUUUAAGAAGAGGAAGUAGAGAGAAGACCAAUUUUCGUAUUAGCACUGGAUUUGGAUCUCCCACAGAAGAGAGAACAGAGCCUGCUUCUGGAAGAAACACUGUUGCUAGCAAAAGUGCUGGGAAAGAAAAAGGACCCAGGAAAGGCAGAGGGAAAAAAGAAGAGGAAAAACUGAAAGAGGAGGAAGAAGUUCUGGCAGCACCAAAACUGACUGGAGAAAGUUCUGAUAAAGAGUGGUUCCCUCCUCCUGAUCCUGAGUUCUGUAUUUAUGUGUAUGAAGUGACCAAAUCAAUACUGCCCAUAACCAAUGUUAAGGAACAGAUUGAGGUUCUGGCCAAGUAUGUGGCAGAAAAAAUGGGUGGUAAGAUUGCAAAAGACAAACUGCCUGAUUUCAGCUGGGAACUUCAUAUAAGUGAACUAAAAGUUCAACUUAAAUCCAACGUUAUACCAAUUGGAUAUAUCAAAAAAGGAAUCUUCUACCACCGAGCUUUGCUUUUCAAGGCUCUAGCUGAUAAAAUCGGUCUCGGCUGCAGUCURGUGCGAGGGGAGUACGGCCGCGCGUGGAACGAAGUGAAGCUGGUCAACGAGUCUCGGAAGGGCUURACCGGGGGCCUGCCGCUGCCCGAAAUCUACAUCGUGGACCUCAUGUUCCACCCGGGGGCGCUGCUGAAGCUGCAGAGCAGGGAGGCCGACCUCUACCGAUUUCUCUGA